Molecule: messenger RNA, 1440 nt
Organism: Penicillium verrucosum
Lineage: Eukaryota; Fungi; Ascomycota; Eurotiomycetes; Eurotiales; Aspergillaceae
Product: fungal specific transcription factor domain-containing protein
Exons: 5
Coding region: 1-1440 (479 amino acids)
Biological process (GO): positive regulation of transcription by RNA polymerase II
Cellular component (GO): nucleus
Molecular function (GO): DNA-binding transcription factor activity; transcription cis-regulatory region binding
Source: RefSeq, a predicted model, not a curated record
AUGAGAGAACUCAACGUUCCUGAGGCGGCCAGCCCCUCCGGAGAGACGCUAUUUAGGGUCUCGGGUGAUGUAUCGCCGACUAGGGCUGCUGAUUCUCCCGGCCUCGAGGGUAUAUCCCCGUGUCCAUCCACAUUGACAGACGACGGACAGCUACAAUUAGCUGAGGGAGACGCUUUCUAUGAAUGGUCGAGUCAAGUCGCUGCUAUAGAGCCAAGUCCCGUGGCAGCUUCAGACCUCCCCAACACUACUACAUUAAUACCACCGAGCGUGCUGUACAGUAAUAUCUAUCAGCGGUUUGGGCCUAUUCUCGAGAGAUACAAUAUGGAAUUCUGCACGAUCCCAUUAACGUCCGACCUACAGAUGAAUCCGUUUCGAUACCGCAGAACCAUUGUACCGGAACCUAUGUUUCUGGUCCAUGCAGUGAUGGCUUUAGCGGGUCAUCAUGUUAAGAGUCCAUCAACCGACGACCAUCACUAUACAGCAUUAAAACUCUUCCGCGAGAGCCUCAACACACCCGCUAAUCUAGGAGAUGGCUCCUCUAUGCUUGAUGCGAUUAUGAUAUUAUUUUCCUUCGACGAAACUCAAUCCACCCUUGGAUACUGGAGCACACAUCUCAAGGGAGCCUAUGGCCUUAUCGAAGCGUACGGGGGAAUCGAAGCAUGGACCACAUCCUCUCGGGCAGAUGCUCAAAUAGGAUUGCUGUUGUGGUGGGAUGCCAUCACCAGUCUCUUGUCCCGGGAAGACUGCGUGUUCCCGUACGCAUACGUCGAAGCCAUCCUAUCGAACCCCGAUGAUCGGAAGUGGAACUUCUUCGACCUUUGCGGCUGCCCACACAGUGUGGUCACGCUAGUCAUGCAAGUGGCGCGUCUAAGUGCCGAAAAGCGCCAAUCGUCGUCUAUGCGGUACGUGACCUUCGACCCCACAGUGAUCACCCAAAUCGAGCAAGUGCUCGAGUCCUGGGAUCAUAUUUCCCCUGCUGCGCUUGCCUUUGGUAGCGAAGAGGACAUCCAACAAGACCAAGAUUGCAUGCACUGCUCAGAGGCAUGGAGACACGGCCUGCUGCUCUAUGUCUACCGCGUGUUCCGAUGGAGGCCGGGUAGCCUGAUUCCAAUGCGCGUUGUCCGUUGGGCUAGGGUCAUUGUGGACCAUGUGGUCGCGUGUCGCGACGAGAGCAUGAUUGCCCGACAGGCGUUGCUGCCACUCUUCUUCGCGGGAUGCGAACAACGGGACCCAUCGGUACGGCAGAAGAUCGUGCAGUUCUGCUCGGUGUGGAAUGACAGGACGCGGUAUCAGAUGUUUGGGAGCACCAUCCCGUUGCUUGAAGAGGUAUGGGCGGAACAGGAGGCGAAGGGCUUUGAGAACGUGUGGUGGGGUCACGUCGUCGAUCGAAAACACUCCGCGUCUUGUUAUCCGUUGCAAAUGCGGAUUUGCUUUGGAUGA